AGUCGCAGCAGCAGAUUCCGCCCAUUUGUUUCCGCAGGCGCUCCUACCAGACGCAUGUGCUGCUGCAGCUGCGUCUGACGCGCUGGUCCUCGCGUCUGCACGCGUGGCGUCUGCCCUCAGGCGCCAGCUGGCGGCACACGUCAGCACCCGCAUGCACGUGCGUGGGGGGGGUGUAAGUUCAGGAGCGCGGGGUGUGGGCACCAGGAGCGUACAGCUUAGUGCUGCUGCGGGUGGCGGUGCUGGCAGUGGUGGUGGUUUGAAGGAGGAGGCUGCUUGUGCAUAUUCCCACUGGGCGUCCAUAGCAGCAGCAGAUGGGCUGCUGCAGUGGCUGGCAGAUGAAUGCUCGCUUCAUCACAACCACCACCAGCACAACCAGCAGCACGGGCAGCAGCAGCAGCAGCAGCACCAGCACACUCACCAGCAGCACAGUCAGCAGCAGAUGCACAGCAGUGGGGGCCUGGGGCACAUGUCACGGCACCAUGGCAACAUACCCACACACCCAGACGCACAUGGACAUGGCGGCGCUGUUGCUGCUGCUGCCACGACCCAUGCAGCCUCCACGCACUCGCACCUGCCAUCGGCCCAUCCCGGCACAGCUAGCGCUGCAGCACCAGGAGCAGCAGGGAUUGCACCAGGCGCCACUGCAGGAGGACUUGCAGGAGGAAUGGCAGGAGGAGCGUCAGGAGGAACGCUUGUGGUCGCUAAGGACAAGCUGCGCAGCGUUCUGGGCGUCGAUGGAUUUGAUUUUGCUGAGCUGGCAGCAUGGAGGGAGAGGAGGGAGGCUGACGUUGCAGCAGCUGAAAGGGCAGCUCGAAAAUCCGCCGCCGCAGCAGCAGCCACGGCAGGAGGAGGAGGAAAAGGAGGAGACGGAUGGGGAGGGGGAGGUGGAGGAGGAGAAACAGGAGGAGGCUGGGGCGGAGGAGGAGGUGGGCAGGGGAAGGUGACAGCUGGGGGAGGCGCAGGGGGGGGAUGGGGGGAAGCAGGGGGGAAAGGGAGGGGGGGGAGGGGGGGCACUGGGGGAGGAAUGGAGCGAGUGCAGACAGAGGCGCAGUUAAGUCUUGGGGUAGGGGGGCUGGGUUCAAGAGCAGUGUCAACACCGAGCCUGAUUGGGCUGAUUGGGAGGGAGAAGGAGGUGGAGGGAGGAGGAGGGAAGUGGGGAAGCGCAGGGGGGAGCAUGGGGGAUGUGAGGGAACAGGCGAGGAAGGCGGGAGCGAGUGAGGGCGAGCAGGGGGGGAGGGUGAAAGGAGGGGCAGGAGAAGAACCAGAUGAUAACAAGUCGGGUGAGGGGGGAGAGAGGGGAGAGGAGGAAGAAGAGGCAGGUGUGAGAUGGGCGAAAACAGCCCUCGGGGAGCCUCUAGAGGUGCUGAAAACGGGGGGAGAGUUACUGGAGGGCGUGUGUGUGAAUGCACUGAAUCCGAGGCAGGCAGUGGUGGCCACCAAUCGCAAGGGACUUCUCUUCUUUGACAUUCACAGUGCCUCAGCUUCCCACUCCUCUUCCGGGCACCUCAGUGCGUCUGCUGCUUCCUCUGGUUACUCUGGUUACCCUGGUGCUUCUGGUUACGGCAGUCAUGCUGCUGCAGCCGGCCCUGGCUCUGCAGUGUUUGACAGUCUCUGGGCGUCUGCCUGCUGGCCUGCUGAUAGCUACGCAGGCCGUGUUGCCACCCCCCCUCCUGCCCACUUCGCCCUCCUCACCCAUUCCCCUAGUGGCCGCAUGAACCUGCCCGGUUCUGCUGGUGCUGCUGGUGGUGGUUGGGGCGGGGGAGCAGGGCAAAGCGGGGAGAGCAUGGGAAGCAGUGGGGCCGGGAGCAUGGGAGGCGGAGGGGGAGUGGGUCGGCUGGGUGGGUUCGGGAGCAGCAGUUUCAGCAGUGCCAGCAUCGGCAACAACCCUGCAAAUACCUCCUCGCCCUUCUCCCCAAUAGGCUCGGCGGUGGGCAGGGGCGCGGCGGCUCGGGAUUCGUCUUAUGCGGGCGGCGUGGGGAUGGGGAUUCCGGGGUAUGGGGGGAUAGGCGCGUGGGGAUUGGGAUGGGAGGACUUGGAGGAUGCGGAGGAGGGGUAUGUGGACCCACCGGCCACAGCAGAGUCGGUGGCGGGGAGGGCGUUGGCUGCUCACCCCCUCAGGCCCUUCUUCCUGGUCGGCUCCACCAACACGCAUGUGUACCUCUGGCAGUUCGGUGCGCCAGCAGCCACGGCAACGUAUGGGGUGCUGCCAGCUGCCAACACGCCAGUGCCGCUGGUCAUCCCCUCUGUCACUGCCCUCUCCCUGCACCGCUACGGGGAGCGCUUCGCCACCGCUGCUGCGGACGGCACGGUGUCGAUGUGGCAGCUGGAGGUGGGGGGGAGGAGCAACGUGAAGCCCACUGAGACCAAACACUGCUUUGGGCGGAGCGCCAGUGGAGUGGCGUUCAUAGGGGCGAGCAGCAGUGUGCUGGCAGCGGUGGGGCAGAGCCCAUCGCAGGACAACCUGGUCGUGUGGGACUCCCUCGCCCCGCCCAACGCCUCCCGCGUUGCCAUCAACUGCCACCAAGGCAAAGCCCCUCGCACAUGUAGAGAGGGUAUUUUUGAGACGUCUCAAGAAUACCCUCUCUACACGUCGAGUUCUCCUGCCACCAAGGCAUGGGCUCUUGCAUGGGGCAGAGCCCCUCGCAGGACAACCUGGUCGUCGUUGCCCCUUUCUCACCACCAUCCGUCAACUUCUCAACAUCAUAUCCCUCUCCUCACUCAUCCCACUGCAGGUGGCGCCACCAGCAUCGCUAUCGUUGACAACACCAUCCCUGCUGCCGCCGCCACAGGGAGCACCGGGGGAGCAGCAGCACGGGGAGGAACAGGGGGUGGCAACGGAGGAGGAGGAGGAGGACAGCUGUCGGCGUCUCAUUCGCUGAUCGUGACAGGCGGCAAGGCCGGCGAUAUCUCAGUGCACGAUUUCCGGUUCAUUGCGAGCGGCAAGAGCGGCCGCAAGGGGGGCGGAGGCGGGGGCGGGGGGAGCAAAGACGGAAGCAGAAACAUCAGUAACAGCAACAACAGCGGCGGCGGUGGCGGCAGUGGCAGCAGCGGCGGCGGUGCAGGCAGUGGUGCAGUGGGCAGUGGUGGUGGUGGUGGGUAUGGGGAUCGGGCGCUGUGGCACAUUCCCCGGGCGCACAGCAGCAGUGUGUCGGCGAUUCUAUCCCUGCCCGGCACGCCGCUGUUCCUGAGUGCGGGCAAGGACGGCGAGGUGAAGCUGUGGGACGCCUCGCGCUGCCAGCUGCUCAGGGAGUGGCCCCGCGUGCAUGAGAAACGCACUUUCCUUAAUGCCCGCGGCUUUGGAGCCGUCAUGCAGGUGGGUGUGCUGUGUGGGCUACUGGGUGCUAGUCACGCAGGUGGCUGUGCUGCUGGUUGGGGGAGUGGGCUUGUUGGUGUGAUGGAUAUGAUUCCCUCAACCCAUGGCCUUCUAACAUGUGGCGCGUUCUCAAGUUGCUCCUCUCGAUCCGCCAUGGCGCUCAGCUGGCUCACGCUGUUCCUCAUCGACGUGCUCUUCAUCGUGCUGUCUCCCGGGCUGCUGCUCCAGAUUCCAGGCGACACACAGCCAAUAGAGUUCCGCAACUGGCGCACGUCUCUCGCGUCAGUGUUGGUGCAUGCAGUGGUGUUCUUCAUCUUGCUGCUUCUCAUUGAUGAGUAUUACUUCUCCAGUGCUGCUGGUGGCGGUGGUGGGGGAAAACAUGAUUAG
Molecule: messenger RNA, 3700 nt
Organism: Closterium sp. Naga37s-1
Lineage: Eukaryota; Viridiplantae; Streptophyta; Zygnematophyceae; Desmidiales; Closteriaceae
Source: the annotation of a GenBank genome assembly